Messenger RNA from Brassicogethes aeneus, 407 nucleotides. NCBI's taxonomy places the organism in Eukaryota, Metazoa, Arthropoda, Insecta, Coleoptera, Nitidulidae. The record is from the annotation of a GenBank genome assembly.
CUAUUUUAACUAACCUAAAAAUUGUUUCUGCCGAUUUUGAACGUUAAAAAUGUUAUUCUACUCGUUCUUCAAGUCCUUGGUGGGUAAGGAUGUCGUGGUGGAGUUAAAAAACGAUUUAAGUAUUUGUGGCACACUACACUCAGUAGACCAAUAUUUGAACAUUAAGCUUUCUGAUAUAACUGUGACGGAUACAGAAAAAUACCCACACAUGUUGUCAGUAAAGAACUGUUUUAUAAGAGGAUCAGUGGUGAGAUAUGUCCAAUUACCAGCUGAUGAAGUAGAUACACAAUUACUUCAGGAUUCAGCUAGGAAAGAAGCCUCUGCUCCUACAAGAUAAUUUUAGUUGAUUUAGAUGAAUAUUUAAUUUUAAGAAUAAUUACUGUAAUUAAGUAAAAAUUAAGAUUAUA